Molecule: messenger RNA, 1153 nt
Organism: Impatiens glandulifera
Lineage: Eukaryota; Viridiplantae; Streptophyta; Magnoliopsida; Ericales; Balsaminaceae
Product: enoyl-CoA hydratase 2, peroxisomal
Exons: 11
Coding region: 142-1071 (309 amino acids)
Cellular component (GO): peroxisome
Source: RefSeq, a predicted model, not a curated record
UUCAACCUCUAUGAAGAGCCAAAAUUCAUAACGCCUCUUUCUCGAUUCUCCAAGAUCCAUUCCAACUAUCUUCAGGUAUCGUGUUAACACUCAAACUUCCUUCCAUUUGUUCAUCACUUAUCCCGUUUCUAGAUUUCUCUCAUGGAUUCACCGUCACAAUUCGACCCCAACCUCAUCAUUUCUCACAAAUUUCCCGAGACGACAGUGACAUAUACUGAGAGAGAUUCAGCUCUAUAUGCUCUUGGAGUUGGAGCUUGUGCUAAAGAUGCUUUGGAUGAGAAUGAACUUAAAUAUGUUUAUCAUCAAAACGGACAGAAGUAUAUUCAGGUGCUUCCAACUUUCGCAGCUUUAUUUUCUCUAGAUCUUACUUCUGAACUUACUCGCAUCCGAGGAUUUCAAUUUGAUCCUCGUCUUCUUUUGCAUGGACAACAAUAUAUAGAAAUUUACAAGCCGCUUCCAUCAGCUGGCACUAUACUAAGCAAAGCAUGUGUAUCUGGACUGCACGACAAAGGUAAAGCAACUAUUGUUGAGAUAGAGAUCGUAAGCUAUGACAAAAUGACAAAUGAACCACUCUGCAUGAACAGAAUGUCUGUUUAUCUGAGAGGAACGGGUGGUUUUUCAAAAUCAUCUACUCCCUAUUCCUAUUCCAAAAAUCCACCUAACCAGAACAUAACUCCUAAAAUUCCCCAAACUCAGCCUUUUGCAGUUCAUGAGGAGUGCACUCAUCCAGCUCAGGCAUUGCUGUACAGGCUAUCUGGUGACUAUAAUCCAUUGCACUCCGAUCCUACGAUAGCAGAAGUGGCAGGAUUUAGUAGGCCAAUAUUGCAUGGAUUGUGCAGUCUUGGUUUUGCAGUAAGAAGUAUCAUAAAAUGUGUGUGCAAGGGAGAUCCAAACAUGGUGAGAAGUAUAUCUGGUCGAUUUCUUCUACAUGUAUAUCCAGGGGAGACGUUGAUUACUGAGAUGUGGCUUCAAAAUUCCGGGGUGGUGAUAUACCAGGUGAAAGUAAAAGAGAGAGGUAAGGCUGUGCUUUCUGGAAUUGUUGGUCUCAACCAGAUAGAACCAUCUCUCUGAGAGAGAUUGGGGAUAAUAAAUUAUAAUAAAAGAUUUUUACAAUACUUGUUCUUUUAUGCAAUUUGAUAUAUACUUUCAAGAU